AUGGAGGGUGUGGAAGCGAGUGGUGAUAGGCAGAUCAUUCUGCACGAGGACAAGAAGUACUACCCAGAUGCCGAAGAGCUCUAUGGUGAUGCAGAGGCUUUGGUUCAGAUGGAAGACACGCAGCCCCUGACCGAUCCAAUCAUCACUCCGGUCCAGUCCAAGAACUUUGAUCUUCUUGAGAAGAAGAUGCCGGACACGACCUUCGACUUCAACUUUCUUGCGGCCAUGAUGGACAAGCCUAACUUGGUCCGCAACAUCUGCUUCCUUGGUGCAAUGCAUCAUGGGAAGACCACCUUCAUGGACAUGCUGGUGCUUAACACGCAUGAGAAGGAUUGGAAGAUGGGCAAGGAAAUCCGCUACACAGACUCCAGGCAGGACGAGCAGGAUCGCGGCAUUACCGUAAAGGCCUCGUCCAUGAGCCUUGUGCUCCAGGAUUCCAAGGACAAGUCCUACCUCUUCCACGUCAUGGACAUGCCGGGCCAUGCCAACUUCCAGGACGAAGUGAUUGCUGGUCUGGCUAUGUCUGACGGCGUCGUGCUGGUAGUCGACGUGGUCGUCGGCCUCACCCAGCAUAUAGAGCGCAUGCUCAAGCAUGCCUUGCAAGACAAUCUCAAAGUCGUGCUGGUCAUCAACGGCCUUGAUCGUCUUAUCAUGGAGCUCAAGUUGCCUCCGACGGAUGCAUAUCACAAGCUUCGGUACUGCAUUGAAGACAUCAACGAGACCAUGGAGAAAUUGUAUGAUUCUACGGGCAUGGAAGUCGACGACCGAGUCUACUUUUCACCUCUGAAGGGCAACGUGAUCUUUGCGUCUGCUCUGUUCCGCAUGACCUUCACCUUGGAGUCCUACGCUGCAGUCUACGCAGAGACCCAUGGCUUCAGUUUUGACCACCUGACUCUUGCCAAAUGCCUUUGGGGAGACAUGUACUUCAAUGCAGAGGAGCGAAAGUUCCAGAAGGCGCCUCCGGACGCGGAGCAGCCACGAUCUUUCGUGCAGUUUGUCCUGGAGCCCAUCUACAAGAUCUUUGCCCACUGUCUUGGCGAAGAGAAGGAAGACCUUGCGCAGACUCUUGCUGAGGUCGGAAUCUAUUUGCACAAGAGAGACUAUGAGCUGCAUGCUCGCGAUUUGAUCCGCAAAGUCUUCCAGCAGUAUUUCGGCUCUGGUGGAGGUCUGCCGUCCUUCAUCGACAUGGUGGUGAGACACAUCCCCAACCCCAAGGAGAGUGCACCAUUCAAGGUGGAGAAACUCUACUCGGGAGAUCAGGAUGGAGCAGUGGCUGAGGACAUGAAGAAGCUGGACACCACAGGCUAUUUGAUGCUCCACGUGGUGAAGCAGUACCACAGACCAGAUUGCAACGCCUUUGAUGUGUUCGGCCGCGUUCUGUCCGGCACUGUCUUCCGCGGCGAUCGCGUGAAGAUCUUGGGAGAGACGUAUUCCCUGGAUGACGAUGAAGACAUGGCGAUCAAGGAGAUUCAGAACCUCUGGAUUCUGGAGGGACGGUACCGCGUGGAAGUUAGCCACGUGCCAGCUGGAAACUGGGUUCUGAUUGGUGGCAUUGAGACGUGCAUCAAGAAAACAGCCACCAUCACAACAGCGUCCAACGAAGAAGAGGUUGAGAUCUUCCGGCCUUUGCGCUUCCCUACAACGCCAGUGAUCAAGGUCGCCAUUGAACCGCUUCAGCCUGCCGAGUUGCCGAAGAUGGUGGAUGGCUUGAGGAAGAUCGACAAGGCAUAUCCACUGUCAAGGACAAAGGUGGAAGAGAGUGGCGAGCACGUAUUGCUCGGAACUGGUGAAGUCUACCUCGACUGCAUCCUACAUGAUCUUCGAAGGCUUUAUGGCGACUUGGAGAUCAAGGUGGCGGAUCCCGUCGUAGAGUUUUGUGAGACGGUGGUGGAAACCAGCUCCCUGAAGUGCUUUGCGGAGACGCCAAACAAGAAGAACAAGAUCUACAUGGUGGCUGAGCCUUUGGAGAAGGGCCUCGGGGAGGACAUCGAAAAGGGCAAGGUCAGCAUUGAGUGGAAUAAGCGACGGAUGAGCGACUUCUUCACCAAGAACUACGACUGGGACCUUUUGGCCUCCAGAUCUGUUUGGGCAUUUGGUCCAGAGGUGAACGGGCCCAACGUCCUGGUGGACGACUGCCUACCUAGCGAGGUCAAUAAGAGCCUGCUGGUGCAGAGCAAGGACAGCUUGGUGCAGGGCUUCCAGUGGGCCACAAAAGAAGGUCCCCUCUGCGAUGAGAAGAUUCGUAGCUGCAAGUUCAAGAUCCUCAAUGCCCAGAUGGCAGAGGAUGCAGUGCUCCGUGGCGGAGGUCAGAUUAUUCCCACGGCCCGGCGCGUGGCAUAUUCAGCCUUCCUGCUGGCAACUCCGCGGCUCAUGGAGCCAGUGAUGUUCUCGGACAUUGAGUGCCCCGCGGACUGCGUGGCCGCCAUUUACAACGUACUCUCUAGGAGGCGUGGCCAUGUCAUCCGAGAUCUUCCCAAGCCCGGCAGCCCCAUGUACUCGGUCCAUGCGUAUCUGCCAGCCAUGGAGUCUUUUGGCUUCGAGACGGAUCUCAGAACGCACACGUCUGGACAGGCGAUGUGCCAGACGUUCUUCGACCACUGGGAGCACGUUCCUGGUGACCCGCUGGAUCGCUCGAUCCUGCUGCGACCGCUAGAGCCCGCUCCGGCGCCACACUUGGCCCGUGAGUUUAUGCUGAAAAUGCGGAGGCGAAAGGGCCUGAGCGAGGAGACUCCGGACAAUGGGUUAUAUAGGUAG
Symbiodinium pilosum is the source of this 2754-nucleotide messenger RNA. The record is from the annotation of a GenBank genome assembly. Lineage: Eukaryota; Dinophyceae; Suessiales; Symbiodiniaceae.